GGAGCACGGAAGGACCAAAUGGAACGGAAGGCCGCCUUUCAUCCUGUGCGGGAGGGACGACCUUAGUUUCUUCGCCACGGGGCGCCUGGAGGAUUUCCGGGGACCAGCACCGCGACAUUGGGCCAGGGCUCCGAGGAAAUUAGCUGGGGACUGGGGGUGGAAUUUGGUACAGGUGCUUUCUCGCUAGAUCCUCCUGUCCCUCCCUACCUGUGGCUCAGAUGGCUCCAGGAUAUUGAAAUCUGCUGCUCUGACCCAAGCCCUCAGGCCCGCCCGGGCAGGUGUGGCCCGGUUGUUUGGCUGGCACUGGCCCAUGGGGAGAAAGACAGGCUUGGUGAAGGGAAGUGCAAAGCGAGGAAGUGAGAGAGGAACUCUAGUUUAAGAUUUUAGUCGUCGUGACGGUCGAUAGGCUGGGUGGCGAGUGCACGUGGUGGAGCUAAUGUUCCAGCAACUGGAAUAGGCCGCCCACGUGACUCGGGGAGGUCGCCAGCAAUCCGACCUUUGUGGACCGUCCCUGAUACAGACACGGAGUUGAUCGGCGGGUAGAGAAAUGCUAGGAAAAUCACAGCCGGGCUGCAACUCUUAUCCGACUAACCUUUCUUUUUCUUUUUCUUUUUUUUGCCAAAACUCUUACCUACACUUUCUUCACCUUGUAAAAAGGUCCGCUUGAGAUGAGAGGCUAAGACGGGUUUCAGGGUAAGAAGCCGCCCGCGUCUGAGCAAGGCGCCCACGAAUGUCCAAUCCUCGCCCGUCUCUGGGCUGGGGAGUGAAGGGCAGCAGCAGGAACGCCGAUUUUCCGGCUUCACAAGGACGUCCGGAGCAGGACGCCGGAGCCCGCUGCCCCUGUCCCAGAAUCUCGGUCACGGCGCCGAGGGCUCGCCCCUCCGCCGGCUGGGCGCCAGGGGGCAGCCCCCGCCGCCGCGGGCCAGCCUGGGUUCCCCCUUUAAGGCCACAGGACCGGCGGCCUUAAAGCCGCACCUCCCUCGGUUGCCCGCCCCGGUAACUCGGGAGCUGUGGGUGUGUUCGGAGCACAAAGGGCGGAGCCUGCAGCGACCUCCGGUGGGUUCCCAGACCCCUGCGGCGGCCCCACGUGGGCGCUGCGGGGCCUAGGGGGACACAAGGCGCUAGGCCCCGCCCGGAGAGGCAGUCAGCGCGUGGCGGGGGCGGGGAUUCGGGGCGGGGCGUAGAUGAGACCCCGCCCUCGAGGGCGGAGCCAGAUCCGAGAGGUUUAAGAGGGCAGGGCGCCGGCGGUGCGCCGCUGGACGUGCUGCAGGACCCGCGGAUCCCAGCGCGGGUGUGUGGGGCAGCGCUCACCCCACGAUGCUCAAGCGCUGCGGCCGACGCCUGCUGCUGGGUCUGGCGGGCGCGCUGCUCGCCUGCCUGCUGGUGCUCACGGCCGACCCGCCGCCGCCCCCGGUGCCCGCCGAGCGCGGCCGGCGCGCGCUGCGCAGCCUGGCGGGCCCCGGGGGGGUGGCCCCGGUGCCAGGGCUGGAGGCGGAGGCGGCGGCGGCGGUGGCGCCCGGCGCUCUGGCACGCGAGGUGCACAGUCUGUCUGAGUACUUCAGCCUGCUUACCCGCGCGCGCCGAGACGCCGGCCGACCGCCCGGGGGCGCCUAUCGUCCCGCUGACGGCCGCCCGCGGCCCCAAGCAGAGCCGCUCGCGCCCCAGGACGUCUUCAUCGCGGUGAAGACCACCAAAAAGUUCCACCGCGCGCGCCUCGACCUGCUGCUGGAGACCUGGAUCUCGCGCCACAAGGAGAUGACGUUCGUUUUCACCGACGGGGAAGACGAGACCCUGGCCAGGCACACGGGCAACGUGGUCAACACUAACUGCUCGGCCGCCCACAGCCGCCAGGCCCUGUCCUGCAAGAUGGCAGUGGAGUACGACCACUUCAUCGAAUCGGGGAGGAAGUGGUUCUGCCAUGUGGAUGACGACAACUAUGUCAAUGUUCGGGCCCUGCUGCGCCUACUGGCCAGCUACCCCCACACGCAGGACGUGUACAUCGGCAAGCCCAGCCUGGACAGGCCCAUCCAGGCCACGGAGAGGGUCAGCGAGAACAAGAUGCGUCCUGUGCACUUCUGGUUCGCCACGGGUGGGGCUGGCUUCUGCAUCAGCCGCGGGCUGGCCCUGAGGAUGAGCCCUUGGGCCAGCGGGGGCCACUUCAUGAGCACGGCGGAGCGGAUCCGGCUGCCGGAUGACUGCACGGUGGGCUACAUCGUGGAGGCGCUGCUGGGGGUGCCCCUCAUCCGCAGCGGCCUGUUCCACUCCCACCUGGAGAACCUGCAGCAGGUGCCCACCUCGGAGCUUCACGAGCAGGUGACCCUGAGCUAUGGCAUGUUUGAGAACAAGCGGAAUGCGGUCCAUGUGAAGGGGCCCUUCUCGGUGGAGGCCGACCCGUCCAGGUUCCGGUCUAUCCACUGCCACCUGUACCCGGACACACCCUGGUGUCCCCGCACCACCAUCUUCUAACAGCCUCAGCUGAGACCCCGUCCCCGGGCACCCCUGGUAUCCAAAGGGCCUGGGGACCCCCGUUGUGCCCCCUGGUCCCGUUGUUCACGGGACCCGGGGCUGUGCCUCUGCCUGUGUGCCGGCGCCUGUCUGCAUCGCAGACCGCUGGCCGUCCCGCUCUGCCCAUGAGCAGGCCCAGGCCCAGCCUACCUUCGCCUUCUGAAGUCAGCGGGCUCUGGAGCCAGGCCCGGGAAGGGUUCACGUGAAAGGUCACUUUGGGGGCAGUUGUACAUUACUCUUGGGUCGUCGGGAUGCCCUGCCCUGCGCUGGGCUGGCACAUGCCUCCGAACCCCCAGGACAGUUGAGUCCUGCAAGAGGCUGGGUUUGGGGGUCAGCAGCCCAGUCUCCUCUUCCCUCUUGAGCUCUGGCCUGGGCACCUUAGCUCAGGGUGACAGUGGCCUUUGCCCAGGUCCGGCAGCCCCAGAAGCCCCCACCCAGUGGCUGUGUGGCCAGGGUUCAGGGGCUCCCCCAGCCCUCUGGAUGGGGGUCUUCCCAACCCGCUCUCUCCUUUGUCUCCCCAAGAAGGGGGCCAGAGCUGAGCACGUUAUCUCCUCUCCAAAGUAGAGAGAAAGUCGCCCAUAGUGGGUGUGUCUGUACAUAUUGUGACAGUAUUUUUUUACUGUGUUUGUUUUUCAAAAGAGGGUGAGUAAAAAGGCCGGUGUUUCUGUCUUUGUUUUCGGGGAGCGAGGGAGGGUGUUAUCACUUUUCUGUGGAUUAGAAAAAGCAGAAGUCACAUUGGGAUCCCCUCUGAGGCUGAAGCCAAGAUGUCCAUGCUCCGUGUAUUUAUGUGUCCAGGCACCAACUCUCCCUGGCGACCUGGGUCCCGCCUCCCGCUGGGCGCACCUGGCCCUGGCGUGUGUUCUGUCUCCUGUUUAUGUUUCUGCAAAGACAUAGCUAGGAAAGCGGACAAAAGGGAAAAGUUCUCAGGGAAUCCAAGUGUGGUUGCUAUGGUGACGUCCUUUGCUGUGAAUAAAGGUGCUCUUUGGGGCCAUGUUCUUUGA
Messenger RNA from Artibeus jamaicensis (Jamaican fruit-eating bat), 3506 nucleotides. RefSeq names its product LFNG O-fucosylpeptide 3-beta-N-acetylglucosaminyltransferase (gene LFNG). Bases 1318 to 2466 code for a protein of 382 amino acids. The transcript is spliced from 8 exons. The record is from RefSeq and is a predicted model, not a curated record. Lineage: Eukaryota; Metazoa; Chordata; Mammalia; Chiroptera; Phyllostomidae. Gene Ontology annotation, molecular function: O-fucosylpeptide 3-beta-N-acetylglucosaminyltransferase activity. Gene Ontology annotation, biological process: pattern specification process; regulation of Notch signaling pathway. Gene Ontology annotation, cellular component: Golgi membrane.